This is a messenger RNA of Sitophilus oryzae (rice weevil), 1583 nucleotides long. RefSeq names its product (Lyso)-N-acylphosphatidylethanolamine lipase-like. Bases 309 to 1484 code for a protein of 391 amino acids. Lineage: Eukaryota; Metazoa; Arthropoda; Insecta; Coleoptera; Curculionidae. The transcript is spliced from 7 exons. The record is from RefSeq and is a predicted model, not a curated record. Gene Ontology annotation, cellular component: lipid droplet. Gene Ontology annotation, molecular function: catalytic activity.
GGUUCUGAAGUUUUCUGGUGAAAAAGAUCUGGCAACCCUGUCCAUGUUCCAUGUUUAUCUUAUGUGUUUAUCAUCUAGAAAACAAUUUAUAUUUAUCAUCACCUAAUCACCUGUGAUUGCGAUCAUCACUUUUUAAUUAUCAUGUAAUUUUCUCGAAAUUGUUCGUGGAUAAAAAUAAUCUUAUAUAUACUCAUAUUGACAUGACGUUCGAUCAUGAUAGGCAAAAUAUCCUUUGAAUGAAUGUGUCCAGUUAUUACUGUUCAUUAUUAUGAAAACUUAGUUCAGUGUGGUUCAGUUUAUCAGUUUUAAUGAAAAUGAGCGAAAAUUGUAACAAAAGGGGCUGGUGGACGAAAUAUUCUGAAGAUCGGUUAAUUGAAGUCGAAUCGAAGAUACUAACAGUAUUAAAAUCUGCCUACAAAACAUGGUUUGUGUCUAUCGGAUCUACAAUAGGCAAAGAUGACCAAAUAUGGACGAUAGCUUUAAAUGAUCAGGCUCAAAACACUCCUCUUGUUAUGCUUCAUGGUUUUGCUGCCGGAUUAGGAUUUUGGUGCUUAAAUCUAGAUGAUAUCGCUAAAGAUAGACCUGUAUAUGCUAUUGAUUUAAUAGGUUUUGGAAGAUCAUCUAGACCAUCUUUUGCCAAGGACUGUGAUACUGCAGAGCAACAAUGGAUAUCUGCAUUAGAAGCGUGGAGGAAACAGUUAGAACUAGAUAAGUUUAUUUUGUUAGGUCACAGUUUUGGAGGAUAUUUAGCUACAAGUUACGCUAUGAGUUAUCCAGAUAGGGUGAAACAUUUAAUUUUAGCUGAUCCGUGGGGUUUUUCUGAAAAACCAGCCAAUAUUCAACCUCGAACAUGGGUGAAGGUCUUAGGAGUUGUUUUAUAUCCUUUAACAUACUUUAAUCCCCUAGCAACUGUAAGAGCUGUAGGACCUUUUGGUCCAUGGUUGGUUAGGAAGCUAAGGUCAGAUAUAUCCAACAGAUAUGAGGAUGCUUUUGAGGACAAACAUAUUAUUACAGAGUAUAUAUAUCACUGUAAUUCACAAUACCCCAGUGGCGAAAGUGCUUUCCAUACGUUCUUAAAAGGAUUUGGAUAUGCAAAGAAUCCAAUGAUUACCAGAUAUGACAAGCUUCACGAUCAUAUUCCAAUUACUGUAGUCUAUGGUGAGAAAUCUUGGAUUACAAAAGAUCCUGGAUAUGUAUUAAAAGACAAAAAAAAAUAUGUUAAUAUUGAGAUUAUUCCACGUGCUGGUCACCAUUUGUAUUCAGAUGAGCCCAAAAUAUUCAAUGAAAUAGUUAGAAAAACUUGUAAACUCUCUGAGGAUCCUGACACUAUAGUUCAAAACUUUGGUGAUAGCAAUUCGUCAACAAGAAUACUGAAACAUAUUGUUGUAUCUCAUGAUACUUUAACCAGUGAAACUGUUCACUUCGAAGACGAAGAAAUUAUAGAAUUUUCUGAGGACAGUAACACGCAUAUUACACCACAAUAGUAAAUUUUAUUUUCAAUAAUUUAAAUUUAAUAUUUUGAUUUUGAAAAAAGACAGCAGUUUAUACUCGUAAUAAAUACAUCAUAUUAGUUUAUUAUUAAA